Messenger RNA from Seriola aureovittata, 4201 nucleotides. It is a transcript of the gene helq, whose product is annotated as helicase, POLQ like. The record is from RefSeq and is a predicted model, not a curated record. NCBI's taxonomy places the organism in Eukaryota, Metazoa, Chordata, Actinopteri, Carangiformes, Carangidae. The coding region runs from base 907 to 4005 and encodes 1032 amino acids. The transcript has 18 exons. Gene Ontology annotation, molecular function: ATP binding; nucleic acid binding.
AAUUUCGAACAUGAAUGCACUUGGUUCCGUUUUGAUGUUUUUUUCUCGGGAAAGUUUAACCGUUACCCUAUUCAAAGAUAUAACAAGACAAGACAUAAAUCCCCCCUGAAUCAGCGACGUAGUUCCACAUCUCGCUAACAAAUGUAUUAUCAAUAAAUUUAGUGAAAUUAUUUGUGAUUACAACGUCGCAUUAAUCUCAUCAUGUGAUUUUUCACCAGAAUCUCUUUAAUUUUCAUUGUUUGCAGCUCAUUGUUAGCAUGCUAAGCACUUUAGCGACACGGCACAAGCAAAAAAAAAAAAAAGCUACGAAUUGUCAUAAAAUGGCGCCGCUUUAGUAGCGCCAAGUAACAAGUAGCAAGUAACAACAAAAAUGGAAUAAAUUAAGUAAUGAAACAAUUAGUUUUACGAGCGAGCUAACUGGUAAAACGGAAACGGAAAUGAUGUUGGGAUUUCUCUCUUGCUCUAACGAAGCUGUUCAGAGAUUUAAAUGUGAUGCUCUCAGAGCUGUUGGUGGCUUCGCUUGAACUAAACGAGCGGUUUUUGUUAAAUUAUCUCGGCGACAGAACUUUAUACAUUUUAACGGACAAUUAUAAUUAAUCUGUUGCGUUUAUCGUGACAGGUGAACACGCUGAGGGAGCGAACUGGGCCGUUAAACUGUCAGGAGUAAGCUAGCUAACAUAGUAGGUUACGUUGGUUAGGUUUUUUUUAUCUGAACAAAAACACGUUUAACGGUGCUGUUAAUGACUUUUAACAACGUUAAUACAGAAGUAUAAUUGAUAACGAUGUACAGGAGUGUGUAGCAGUGUCUCAGCUCCUCUCCUGUGGACAGUUAACUGUCAGUGUCACAGUCUCUGUUCACCUGCUGACACAGUUUCAACAUGUAGCACCGGCUGAACCUGAGCAGUGAUGAAUGCUGGGAAGCAGGAAAUCCAAAUAAAAAGAGUUUCCUCGAAGAAAAGGUCGAGGGUCAGCCUGCAGACUCACCUGACACCUGCCAGGAAGAAGAGAGGAGGGGGAACCUGUCUACAGCAAUGUCCCAGAAACAGGAAGCUUAGCAGCAUCAUGGCUCAGAUACAACCUGCUGAGUACUGCAGCGACAGUGAGGACUUAUUCGGGGACUAUGACAGUCUCCUGGAGGGCAGCUCCUUCCUGGCGAAGCUGGACGAUGCAGAACAAAGUGAAAGGCAGCGUGACGUCCAGACUUCACCUCACAUCGUCGCUGUGGAUCAGCAGGACUUCAGGACUCUGAGACUGGCCGAGGAGGCCGUCCGGACUUGGUCCGGUGAGGACAACCUCACAGACUCCAUCUUAAACGGACUCGGAGACGAACCCUUUGAGGACCUGCCGUCCAGCCAGGUUCAGUUUCAGGAACAGGUGGAUGAACAUGUGAAGAGGAGCCGGCUGCAGGACGGAGGGAAAACCUCGACACCUUCCAGAGACACUGAGGGGACAGCUGAGGCGGGGACGGACAGGAACAUGGACGAUAAGACAAAGAGACGAAGCAAAGCGAGAAGGAGUGUGACGGACCAGCUGAAGAGGACGAUGCUCGGUAACGCUGCCUCUCCCUCAAAUCUUUCUCGGACCGUGGUGUUAAAGGAGGCGGUGGUUUCCGAGGAGAUGAGCGUCGCCAUGCAGGCCAUGGAGACGGUGUCAGCUGAGACGCCCGACCUCGGGCCCUUCUAUGGACUCCCCUCCAAAGUAAAAGACCUGAUGCACAAACUGAGAGGAAUCCAGAAGUUAUAUGAUUGGCAGGAGACGUGUCUGAACCUGGACUGUGUCCAGCAGAGGAAGAAUCUGAUCUACUCUCUUCCCACCAGCGGAGGGAAAACUCUGGUGGCAGAGAUCCUCGUCCUCAGAGAGCUGCUGUGCAGGAAGAAGGACUGUCUGUUCAUCUUACCUUAUAUAUCUCUGGUGCAGGAGAAGGUGCGGGGGUUGGCGAGCUUCGGCCUGGAGCUGGACUUCACGGUGGAGGAGUACGCCGGCAGUAAGGGCAAGUUCCCGCCGGUGAGGAGGAGGAACACGAGCUCGCUGUACAUCGCCACCAUAGAGAAAGCUCACAGCCUGGUGAACUCUCUGAUAGAGAGCGGGCGGCUGGAGAACCUGGGGCUGCUGGUGGUUGAUGAGCUUCACAUGCUGGGAGACGGCAGCAGAGGGGCGGUUAUUGAAAUGACGCUGGCUAAAGUUCUGUAUAUGAGCAGAAACACUCAGAUCAUCGGGAUGAGCGCCACUCUGGGAAACAUCAGAGACCUGCAGACGUUUUUAAAGGCUGAGAAUUACACCAACGACUUCAGACCUGUGGAGCUGAAAGAAUACGUCAAACUGAACGACACCAUCUAUGAAGUGGAUCCAAAGGAAGAAGACUGCUUCAAGUUCUCACGUCUCCUCAACUUCAAGUACUCCAGUGCCAUGCAGAAGAUCGACCCGGAUCACAUCAUCGCUCUGGUCACUGAGGUCAUUCCAACACAUUCCUGUCUGGUCUUCUGUCCCACCAAGAAGAACUGUGAGAACGUCGCAGGGAUGAUCUGCAAAUAUCUGAAAGAGGACUUCCUGCGGCACAAGGAGGCGGAGAAGGCCGUCCUCCUCAGAGAGCUGCGGGACAGCGGGAACGGCUCGCUGUGUCCGGUGCUCAGGAGGACGGUGCCGUACGGUCUGGCCUAUCACCACAGCGGACUGACCACGGAGGAGAGGAAGCUGGUGGAGGAGGCCUACUCCAACGGGGUCCUCUGUCUCCUCACCUGUACAUCCACCCUCGCCGCAGGGAUCAACUUACCUGCCCGCAGAGUCAUCCUGCGGUCUCCGUACGUGGCCACAGACUUCCUGAAGAGGAGUCAGUACAAACAGAUGGUGGGGCGGGCCGGGCGAGCAGGGAUCGACACUGUGGGAGAGAGCGUCCUCAUCCUGCAGGACAAGGACAGGAACAUGGCUCAGACUCUUGUGAGUGCGCCGAUGGAGAACUGCUACAGUAACCUGCUGCAUGACGAGGGGAAAGGCGUCCUGAGUCUCAUCCUGUCUCUGAUUGGACUGAAUAUCACCACCUCGUCCGAGCAGCUGAGGGACUUCCUGAAGGGGACGCUGCUGUUCGUGCAGCAGACACAGCUGUGUGUGGGGAGGAGCCUGUGGGACGUGGUGACGCAGUGUGUCGACCUCCUGAAGGAGAAGGAGCUCAUCACUGUGACCUCCGACCCACAGGGUCAAAGGCUGCAGGUCACCAAGCUGGGAAGAGCCACCUACAAAGGCUCGGUGGAUCUGACCUAUAGUGACCUCCUGUACAGAGACCUGUGCAGGGGUCUGGAGGGUCUGCUGCUCAACAGUUACCUCCACCUGGUGUACCUGGUCACCCCGUACGACAUGAUCUCUCAGGUCAAACCCGACUGGAUGAUUUACUUCAGACAGUUCACGCUGCUGUCGGCCGCGGAGCAGAAGAUGUCUGCGGCCGUCGGCGUCCCCGAGAGUUUCGUUGCGAGAAAAGCUGCAGGACAGACGGUGAAGAACAGCGUGACCAUGGCGGUGGUCAGCAGGAUGUACCUGGCUCUGGUUCUGUUCUCGCUGCUGAAGGAAACGAACCUGUGGAGCGUGGCCGACCGGUUCCAGCUGAGCCGAGGAUUCAUCCAGACUCUGCUCAGCUCCUCGUCGGCUUUCUGCUCCUGCGUGCUGCACUUCACAGAGGAGCUGGAGGAGCUCUGGCCCUUUAAGGCUCUGCUGACGGAGCUGACGCGGAGGCUGAGCUACUGUGUGAAGGCGGAGCUCAUCCCUCUGAUGGAGGUGGCCGGAGUCAUGGAGAAUAAAGCUCCAGAGAAACGGAGGCUCCUGCAGAACUUCCUGUUGUCAGGUUUCCUUCAGGGUGAUGAUCAUCUGUCUGUGUUUCCUCCAGUCCCGAGCCAAGCAGCUCUACAACGCCGGCUACAAGACGCUGACUCACCUGGCCAACGCCGACCCCGCCCUCCUGUCCAGGGCCGUGGAAAACCUGUACAAGAAACAGGCCGACCAGAUCGUGGCCUCGGCUAAAAUGGCGUGUCUCUGUGCUGCAGAUGCUGGUGAAUGAGAAGGCGGCGGCUCUUCAGGAGGAAGUGGACGAGCUGCUGAUGACGCCGUUGGACCUUCCUCAGCUGUGACUCCUCAGAAGUUCCUGUCUCUGUCGACUGCUUCUGUUUUUAUUGUUUCAUCAGUGUGAAAUAUAUCUUCAUUAAAAUAAUGUAGACUC